AAACAAACACUUUUCUACCUCGCACGUGCUUAUUUUCACUUCCCCUGUCCCUUUAAACUUCAUCUUCCAAACUCUCUCUCUCUCUUAGAGGCACAAACGCAGAGAUUUGAGAAAACAUGAAGCCAAGUUUUCACCCCGCUGCUCUACUCCUCUUCAUUCUCUUCCUUGUAUCCUCCUCCUACGGCUUAUCUGCUCGUUUAUCAACUACCCAAAAAGGGCUGAGUAUGAAGUCUCUUAAAGUGUCGGGGGAGAACUCUGUGUCGGCGUUAGAAGGCAGUGAGCCCAUAGCAAAGUUGAUGGGGAUGGAGGAUUGCAAUGGUGGAGAUGAAGAGUGCUUGGAGAGAAGGAUGACUAUGGAAGCUCACCUAGACUAUAUCUACACGCAGCACCAUAAGCACUGAAAUUGAGUAAGCUUGAGAGUGGAUCAACUUAAUAAGCUAAGCUGGCUACAGAUCUAUGAUAUAAUAAUUGCUUGCCAAAAGUGGCAUCAUCGUUGUUAUUAUAUAUAUGAACAGCUAUUUGGUGUUUCUCAUCUACGAUAUGAAGAUUAUAUUGGGUGAAAAACAGCUAGGCGAAAGCCUUUACGUGUGCCUUUCUAAGGUCCUGCGAAAUUGUUUCUAAGCUACUUUCUAGGAGUAAACUUAAUUAGGAGAGAAAAGCUUGUAAGAGAGAGAUUAA
Molecule: messenger RNA, 678 nt
Organism: Neltuma alba
Lineage: Eukaryota; Viridiplantae; Streptophyta; Magnoliopsida; Fabales; Fabaceae
Product: putative phytosulfokines 6
Exons: 3
Coding region: 117-401 (94 amino acids)
Biological process (GO): cell population proliferation
Cellular component (GO): extracellular region
Molecular function (GO): growth factor activity
Source: RefSeq, a predicted model, not a curated record